This is a messenger RNA of Colius striatus (speckled mousebird), 2577 nucleotides long. Its product is annotated as nascent polypeptide-associated complex subunit alpha, muscle-specific form-like. The record is from RefSeq and is a predicted model, not a curated record. The transcript is spliced from 2 exons. NCBI's taxonomy places the organism in Eukaryota, Metazoa, Chordata, Aves, Coliiformes, Coliidae. Bases 1 to 2052 code for a protein of 683 amino acids.
AUGUGCACAGAUGCACUGGCACGUGGAGAUCUGUGUCUGGAGGUGCCUGUGUUGCAGGGUCUGCAGGGGACAGCAGCCAGUCAGACCAUGGCUGGUGGGGAUGGCGAGGAGCAGCAGGGGAUGCCCAGGCAGCGUACAGCCCCACUGGGACAGCCCGUGGGCUCCUGCCCCUGUGAAGCAGGACUGAGGCCAGUUCCGUGGCACAGCACAGGCCCUGAGGGUUCCCAGAGCUGGGAGCUGCCUCAGAGGCAGCACAGUGGCAGCAGCCUGGCUGCAGAGGGCCUGGGCCUGCCGGGGAGGUUUGGCUCUGCAGGGCAGGACGUGGCCGCUGCUGUCUCUUGGUGCUCUCUUGCCCUCGGCUGCUCCGUGAGGCGCUGCCUGCACUGGGCCUUGGCAGCCAGGCUUGGACACGUGCUCCAGGGAGAGCAGAGGGGCAGGGUGGCUCCUGGGCUCCCGGGCUCUGUGUCCCAGGCCGCUGUUAGGGACUCGCCCCAGGGCACCCUGUGCCCACCAGCCUGUUGCUCAGAGCCUGGGGGCACAGAGCGGGCUGUGCCAGGGAGAUCCACGUUUUCUCUUCCGAGUUGCUGUUCCUCUACCAGCUUCAGGGGCCACAGUGAUACAAGGGGGCUUCACUCUUUCUUCCCAGUGUAUUUUGCUGGAUCAUCAUUGCCAGUGCCCGUUGACCCCCUUCUGCCUGCCUGGGACAGCUGCUGGAGCCACUGGCAGAGCUGUCAUGGCACUGCCCUGCAGCCUCCCCCUUCCCAGCUCAUCCCAGCUUCCUCCUCCCAGCUCAUCUCAGCUCAUCCCAGCUCUCAGCCUCCCCCUUCCCAGCUCAUCCCAGCUUCCUCCUCCCAGCUCAGCUCAUCCCAGCUCUCAGCCUCCCCCUUCCCAGCUCAUCCCAGCUUCCUCCUCCCAGUUCAUCUCAGCUCAUCCCAGCUCUCACCUUCCUCCUCCCAGUUCAUCUCAGCUCAUCCCAACUCUCAGCCUCCCCCUUCCCAGCUCAUCCCAGCUCUCAGCUUUCUCCUCCCAGCUCAUCUCAGCUCAUCCCAGCUCCCACCUUCCUCCUCCCAGCUCAUCCCAGCUCUCAGCCUCCCCAUCCCAGCUCAUCCCAGCUCUCAGCCUCCCCUUCCCAGCUCAUCCCAGCCCCCAGCAAGCUCACCAAAGUGGCUGUUGUGGCUCCUGAGGGAACAGGGAGAGGUUCACACCCGCCAAAGCCACCCGAGCCCCGCCGGCGCUGCCUCUUGCCUUAGUGUCUGGAUGUCAGCCAGCCCUUACUGGUGUGGGUGCAAACCGUUGGGGCGAGGCCAGAGCGGGGCAGGGGGCAGGGGGCAGCCCCUGGAGCCCUCACACGGCGCCGGGAGCCCGGUGGCAGGAGGGUUGGCACCGGCUGAGCCCCGCUGCGGCUGCUGGAGUCGCCCACUCCCACGAGGGAGCUGCAUGUCCCUGAGCUCCCGGGGCUCUGCUGUCGCUGCUGGAGGUGUCCACGGUGCUCUCGUUGCCCUGGCAGUGGUGCUGCCUGUUCCCUCGCUGGGGACACGACGGGGGCUCCUGGCACCUGCACAGAAACCCCCCAGCGCCAGAUCCCCCACGUGGAAGCGGUUUGGUAACACAGGAGCUCUCCAGACAUUCUCUCCACAUACCAAAGAGGGGAAUGUGUCCAGAAGACCACGACUUGAGGGAGGAGCUGAGCAGGGCCGGCAGCAGGCGAGGGCACAGCUCUCCCUGCCCUCGCUGAGCCCCGCUCCGUGUCGCAGGAGGGGCUGCAAAAGCCCUUGUUGCUCCUGCCUGUGUGUGCCAGGGAGCAGCCCCAGCUCCAGGAGGCUGGGCCCCGGGUGUGCAAGGAAGAGCUUGUCUCGUUCAUACCUCAAGAUCCCGUUAGAGGAAUUGCUGAGCUUUCUCCUGGGGCACUGGUGUCUCGGUGUGGCGGUGCUGGGCAGGGCAAGGUGCAGGGGGCCUUGGGGAAAGGGGUCUCUGCUGCUGGGGAGGACACGAGGUGCCUCUCCUGGGCAGGGAGGGAGGGUGCUGGGGAAGCAGAGCUGCUCCUGGCCCUGAGCAGAGGGGCAGAGUGUGGGGGGCUGAGCCGCCGUGCCCUGGGGGCUGGGUCAGGGCUCCUUGGUCACCUGCUGCCACCUCCCUGCGGCAGAAGUGCCGCCAGACACGAGAUGCUCCACCAGGCAAACCCUGAGCACUGCUGCACGGGCAGGGAAGGGUUUGAAACCCAGCCUUGGAAACCACCGUCAGCCGCUGCAGCCCCUCCGGAGCCCUCCCCAGCUCCCGGCUCUGCCCCGGCCCCUGGGCUGGCUCUGGGGCUGCUCUGGCCCCUCUGCACAGGCCAAAGCUGCUCCUGCUGCCAGGACCCGCCGCUGGGGCGGCUGUGGAGGUGGCUGUGGUGGCUGAUGCUGUUGUGCAGGCAGCAUGUAAAUGAGUUGCAAUGUCUUACCCACGAUGAGAAGAUUUCAUGCUUUUGUAAUCUAUUAGAUAUGGAGAUAUUUUUUUGACACCUGAAAAUGCAGCUGGUAGAGUUUAAAUGGAAACCUAACACAUGUAAAAUAUAUUUUAGCUGAUAAUUUUGUAAAA